Messenger RNA from Aedes albopictus (Asian tiger mosquito), 2324 nucleotides. It is a transcript of the gene eIF3b, whose product is annotated as eukaryotic translation initiation factor 3 subunit B. Gene Ontology annotation, molecular function: translation initiation factor binding; translation initiation factor activity; RNA binding. Gene Ontology annotation, biological process: translational initiation. Bases 102 to 2168 code for a protein of 688 amino acids. Lineage: Eukaryota; Metazoa; Arthropoda; Insecta; Diptera; Culicidae. Gene Ontology annotation, cellular component: eukaryotic translation initiation factor 3 complex. The transcript has 5 exons. The record is from RefSeq and is a predicted model, not a curated record.
CAUUCUUUUCCGGUGUUAAGAGGUGUCAAAAUUUGUGAAAUUUUCGCUAGUUACCACAGUUAGCAAAUUUUACCUCGAAUUAGCCACCGAACCGUGCUAGAAUGGCUAAAAAGAAAGGCGAGAACUACGAUAGUGAUGGGGGCGAUGACCAAGACUACGAUGAGGAGCCGAAUUUCGACGAUCCGGAGGGUUUUGUGGACGACGUCACCGAUGAAGAAUUGCUCAGUGAUUUUUUAAAACAAAAACCUUGCGAAUCGGAUGGUGUUGAGAAUGUUAUUGUCGUGGAUAAUAUUCCUGUGGUGGGACCGGCUCGAUUCCCCAAGUUGCAAGGUGUAUUGGAGAAGCUCUUCAAGACUGCCGGUACGAUAGUCAACAUCCAUUAUCCCAAGGACGAAGAGGAAAACACGAGAGGCUAUGCCUUCAUUGAAUUUAAGAACCCGGAGAUGGCUGAAGAAGCUGUGAAAGCGUUCAACAACUAUCGUCUUGACAAGUCGCAUACGCUGCUGGUGAAUCUGUUUUCCGACUUCCAGAAAUACUCGGACAUUCCCAAGGAAUGGAGUCCACCAGAGCCCCAGCCUUACAAGAUGCAAAAUGAUCUGUAUACCUUCAUGACUGAACCGGACGCACAGGAUCAAUUCUGUGUGAUAGCUGAAUCGUCACCAGGGGCGGUGCAAGUUCAAUUUUGGCAAAACACCCAGCCCGAACCGGUGGAACUCCUGACCCGUGAUCGCUUCACUGAAACCUACGUCAAGUGGUCUCCCCUCGGAACGUACAUCGUGACGUUCCACAAGCAAGGUGUUGUAAUCUGGGGUGGUUCCAACUUCAUCAAGAUCAACAAAUUCCCGCAUUCCGGUACGCAAUAUGUGGACUUCUCACCCUGCGAGCAGUAUCUGGUGACCUACGGUCUGAACGGCCAGAAGAUCGUCAUCUGGGACAUCCGGACUGGAACGGAAAAGCGUUCUUUUAUGUCCGAAGGAGGUUCCAAUAUGUCGAUGUUCCGUUGGUCCCACGACGAUAAGUACGUAGCCCGGAUGGGCGAUAAUGCUAUCCAUGUCUAUGAAACGUCCACCUUCUACCUACUGGAUAAAAAAUCCAUAAAGGUUCAAGGCAUCCGCAACUUUAGCUGGUCUCCUACGGAUAACAUUAUUGCCUACUGGAUGUCUGAAGAUCUGGAAGCUCCCGCUCGUGUGACGCUUUUGGAAAUCCCCAAGAAGAUCGAAAUCCGUAACAAGAAUUUGUUUAACGUGGCGGAUUGUAAGAUCCAUUGGCAAAAGUCGGGAGACUACCUAUGCGUGAAGGUCGAUCGGUACUCCAAGUCGAAGAAAGACAAGAAGGACGCCGAUGUGAAGUUCCUUGGUAUGUUCUUCAAUUUCGAAAUUUUCCAUAUGCGAGAGAAGGAUAUUCCCGUGGAUUCCGUGGAAGUAAAAGAGACCAUUCUGGCGUUUGCAUGGGAACCAGUUGGAUCGAAGUUUGCUAUCAUCCAUGGUGAACCGUCGGCCGCAAACGUGAGCUUCUACGAGGCCAAGAAGGGUCAGGAACCCACGAUGCUGAAGAAGAUGGAGAAAAAGGUUUGCAGCCAUUUGUUCUGGUCCCCACGGGGGCAGUUCAUUGUAUUGGCCAACCUUCAGUCCGGCUCGUUUGAAUUUGUUGAUACCAACGAUUUUACUAUUAUGAAGAGCGGAGAUCAUUAUCGUGCUUCUGAGGUGGAAUGGGAUCCGACCGGCCGAUAUGUGGUGACUGGAACUUCUGGAAAGGCCAAGGAAGAUCACGGCUACUACAUUUGGUCCUUCCAAGGCAGGAUAUUGAAGCGGGUGAAUUUGAAAAACUUCAUCCUCUUCCUGUGGCGUCCUCGACCGCCCACUUUGCUGCCCGAUGAAAAGCAGAAGGAAAUUCGCAAAAACCUUAAGAAGUACUAUGCACAAUUCGAGAGCAAGGAUCGCGUCCGCAUGACCCGUGCGUCGAAGGAACUGCUGGAGAAGCGUGCCAAACUGCGCGAGCAGUUUGUAGAGUACCGCACCAAGCGUGUGAGCGACUGGGAGGAGCAGAAGUAUCGUCGUAUUCAGCUGAGAAACAACACAGACACCGACACAUUGGACGCUGAUCCAGAUAAUGUCGAAGAAGAAAUUGUAGAAAUUCUAGUACGUGAAGACACCACCUUGCUCGAGUAAUCCGUAUAAGGCAACCUGCGUUCCUGACUUCUAUGCAGAUUUUUUUCUCAUGAGAUAAAGUCUGCAUAGAACUCGUUGCCUCAUACUGAAAUCACGCCAAGAUCCGCGUUCCGUUCGUGAGCACUGAAAACAAUUAUAAUUCGGAAGAAAGUGUAA